Dothidotthia symphoricarpi CBS 119687 is the source of this 1356-nucleotide messenger RNA. Its product is annotated as DUF689-domain-containing protein. Gene Ontology annotation, molecular function: iron-sulfur cluster binding. Gene Ontology annotation, cellular component: cytoplasm. Gene Ontology annotation, biological process: iron-sulfur cluster assembly. The coding region runs from base 203 to 1153 and encodes 316 amino acids. The transcript is spliced from 2 exons. Lineage: Eukaryota; Fungi; Ascomycota; Dothideomycetes; Pleosporales; Dothidotthiaceae. The record is from RefSeq and is a predicted model, not a curated record.
UGAGCGCUGGCCGAUAUCGCCUCGCUGUGGCGUGUCAUCGAGGGGUUAUCGCCUCGGAAAAAGUUGGAGGUGAUUGCUAAUCGCCUCUGAUAACUUCAUAACGACUGUCGCGAAAGAAACCCUGCUGAUAUUGUCACGACCCGAAGACAAUCGCUUAAUCGCCCAACAAAACGCUUCUUUUACCGUUGAUCUGCAUCUCGCCAUGUCUCGCACACUGCUCAUCGCCCCGCCAUCCAUCUCAGCGCAUCCCGAAGUCCUCAACAAUGUCUGGGAGAUCCACGACCGCACCUCGACAGACCUGCAGAUGUUGGAUCGCAUCGCAGCCGGCUUAGUGAACCUACCAUCCGCCACAUACGAUGUUGUUCUCCUCCUCACCGACGCCGAUGGCACAACACGCGAGAGUCAUCGGUUGCUCGCAAGAGAUGUGAUGAACAAGGUUGUAAGCGCUCUACGCGUGGGAGGGGUCUUCAAAAGUCAGGACGGCAGUCUGCAGGGCUCAGAGAAGACAGAGGCCAUAUUGGCUGGGUUGGUCGACGGCCCACAGGGUAUGACGAAGCCGGAGCAGGAGGAGAGUGUGUCGAUACCGUUGAAGUUUGGCAAGAAGAAGACGAACGGUGUGAAUGGGACAAAUGGUGCCAUCAAUGGAACACAGACGGCGAAUGCAGAUGGCUCGGUCCCGUUGACCCUGAACGGCAAGCGCAAAUCCCCAGAGCCCGUCAAGCCAGCUGGCGUAGGCUUUGUCGACUUCAGUGACGAUCUGGACGACAUCAUAACAGGCGAAGAUGACGACCUCGUCGACGAAGACGACCUUCUCACAGAACAAGACAUGGCCAAACCAAUCGUUCAACAAUGCCGCCCCAAAUCUGGCAAGCGCCGCCGUGCCUGCAAAGACUGCACCUGCGGUAUGAAGGAAAAGCUCGAGGCUGAAGACGCCGCCAAACGCGACUCCGCCGACAAAGUACUCAACACGAUGAUGUUGGGCGACGACGAUCUCGUCGACGAGGUUGACUUUACCGUGCAGGGCAAAGUGGGGAGUUGCGGGAAUUGCGCACUGGGAGACGCGUUCAGAUGUGAUGGUUGCCCAUAUAUUGGGUUGCCAGCCUUCAAGCCUGGGGAGGAAGUCAGGUUGCUGAAUAACGAUAUCCAGUUGUAGGUUUCGGAGUUGACGUGUAUAUGGACUGCAUGAACAAGGCGUUACGGAGGAGAAUCUGAUUGCGAGGCUAGACGGUGGUGAUGCAUGGAUAUAGGCGUAAAACAUAUUUGUCGUUGAACCAAGACAUUGGCCCGCAAUUGUGUUGAUGCUUACGCCUACGCUUCGUAUGAAAGACGUCGCCCGAUCGAAACUGAGGAGUAUUG